Molecule: messenger RNA, 1977 nt
Organism: Harmonia axyridis
Lineage: Eukaryota; Metazoa; Arthropoda; Insecta; Coleoptera; Coccinellidae
Exons: 5
Coding region: 299-1096 (265 amino acids)
Molecular function (GO): peptidase inhibitor activity
Source: RefSeq, a predicted model, not a curated record
UCUAAAUCGAUCACAACAUGUUGAUCAUAGCCCUGGAAAUCAGCAGCCAUUCUGCGAACUGAAGAGAAUCAGCUUGAAUAAACUCAAAAUUGUCAAUUCCUCCAAGAAAUCCCUUAUCUUGUCAAUCCACAACGCUUCGAGACGAAAAAAAAAAAGUGAUCGAUCACCAGAAAAACCUAGCCCCCGCUCUUUUUCUGAAAUCUGUUAAUCAACCAUGUUAAAGGUCAAUUGUGUUCCAUCAAUUCAGCAUCAGUGUUCAAGAAGUGUUUAUUGGUGACACAUCUGGUGAGAUUUCAAGAUGAAAUACUUCAACGUUGUAGGAUUUUUCUUUGUCGCCUACCUUUUGGUAGUGGCUUACUCUGGAGCAUGUAUGCCUGAAGAGGAAGGUUCUUCUAAACAAUUGGACUGCAACAGAUGCAGAUGCAGACGUGGAAUUUGGCUUUGCACUAAAAAAGGCUGCCUUUCGAAUUUUUUCAAAAGAGAACUGCCAAUCGCAGCCGAUCUAAGGAACAUACCCUGCGCACCCAACGACUAUUUCCAAAUCGACUGUAACACUUGUUACUGCAAUCUGGAACAAUCUGGCUAUCUUUGUACUGAAAAUAUAUGUACGGGGGACGACCAUGUAGGACCAUCGACUCAAAUACCUCUGGCCAACUCCAGCAUUCUGCUGAUCGCCAACAACACGGCACAGAUAAUCAAUAAUGCCUCGGACAUAGAGGACAAUAGCACCUCUCUUCUUCCCAAGAUAGACGUGACAGUUCUGAAGGAUAAGACCAGGAGACAUCCCAAAAUUUUCAGUUCUAAAGCUGCCGAUGUGAAAAACUCGACUAGCGCACGCUUGGAACUGUUCAGCUGUACACCAGGACAAGUGUUCAAAAAAGACUGUAACGAUUGUAAAUGCACCCAAGAUGGAAAAAAUGCAAUUUGCACCACAAAAAACUGCUCCGAUCCCACUCUACAAUUAGCAGCCCCUUCUACACCAACCACUCUACUUUUCUCAGAAGAACCUCAAGCAGCAUCCUCAACGCAAUCGUCUAGUCCUGGUGCAACACCCAGUACAACACCUGGCAAUCUGACCGGAGCAGAAAACCAUUGAGCCGAUAUACCUUAGAUUUUAGUGCAGUUGUGGCUUAAAACCGAUCUAUUCUCAGCUUCAAAAUUAGUAUUGUCUCUAUUACAACUGAAGUAUAUCGUAUUGUAUUGAGUGUAACAGAUUUAGGUACUGUAUGAAAAAUUUGAGUUAGCGUACAAAGUAGACAAGGAUGUUUUUGGAGUGGCUGGGUAUUUUGCCUUUUCUGAUGGUUCUUAGUUAUUUUCACUAAAAUCAUCGGUUGAAUUCCAUGAUAACGUACUCAAUUUCAAAUCUCACCUAUCGAUUUUUUUUUUGUAUGUCCAUGUUUAAAAUUGUUCACAAUACACCAACUAGCCUUUUUAACUAUGACUUCCUUAGUAUUCCUUAAUAUUUUCAAGACUCUCGAAAGUUUAAUCUUUCAUUAAAUAGACAAAUUCUUAAGACUGGAAUACAAGGUUUCUCUGAUUAUACCUCUACCAAAUUCUUUCUUCAUACAUCAUAAACUGUAUUUUACAUGUUAUAUUUCCAUAAAUGACUCCAACAUAAAUUAAUAUAACAAGCUAUUAGAAAACAUAGGAAACUAGUGAAUACAUUUGUUUGUUAUUUUAUAUCGACUAUCUGAACAUACAAGCUAAUAAAACAGCUGCAAAAUUCCAGUUUUUAUUGAGUUUUAUUGAUAUUCAAUAUUGAUCUUUGAAUCUAGAUAAUAACAAAUUUUUCCUGUUAAUUUGUAAAUUUCAAAGUAUAUCUAUAGAUGAAGAACCUUUGUUACUUAUUAAUUAGUUAAGAAAUUGUCACCAAUAACGUCUUUAUGUGUUAUGUGGACAAUGAAAGUGUGUUUGUGUGAUCACAUGAGUUGACAAGAACAAAAAGUAUUCUCCUAUUUUAGUAAACUAUUAAUGAAG